Molecule: messenger RNA, 983 nt
Organism: Neurospora hispaniola
Lineage: Eukaryota; Fungi; Ascomycota; Sordariomycetes; Sordariales; Sordariaceae
Product: 60S ribosomal protein L23
Exons: 4
Coding region: 87-506 (139 amino acids)
Biological process (GO): translation
Cellular component (GO): ribosome; cytosolic large ribosomal subunit
Molecular function (GO): structural constituent of ribosome; large ribosomal subunit rRNA binding
Source: RefSeq, a predicted model, not a curated record
CGUUCAAUUUUGGCCUUGCUGAAUUUCCCCUCCGAAAUUUCGACUCCCCCAUCACCAGUCGCCAUUUCAGCAACCAGACCGUCGCAAUGGCCAAGCAAUCUCGUGGUGCCCCCGGUGGCAAGCUCAAGAUGACCCUGGGUCUCCCAGUCGGUGCCAUCAUGAACUGCGCGGACAACUCCGGUGCCCGUAACCUUUACAUCAUCUCCGUCAAGGGUAUCGGUGCUCGUCUCAACCGUCUCCCCGCUGGUGGUGUCGGCGACAUGGUCAUGGCCACCGUCAAGAAGGGCAAGCCUGAGCUCCGCAAGAAGGUCCACCCCGCCGUCAUCGUCCGCCAGUCCAAGCCCUGGAAGCGCUUCGACGGUGUCUUCCUCUACUUCGAGGACAACGCCGGUGUCAUCGUCAACCCCAAGGGUGAGAUGAAGGGUUCCGCCAUUACCGGCCCCGUCGGUAAGGAGGCUGCUGAGCUUUGGCCCCGUAUUGCCUCCAACUCUGGUGUCGUCAUGUAAAUGGGGUUGUCCAGGAACAAAUGGAAUGGAUCUUUUAUGGGCUGCGCGGGUCUUUUUUUCGAGGAACGAACAAUGUCAUCCGGAAUCUCGUCUUCCCCACAGAUGAAAGGAAGAUGCAGAGGAUGAAGGCCUUCACCGGCCCGGCUGGAUUGGCAGGCAUUUGCAUUUCGGUUGCGGCGUGCUCGGGAGUCAUACCACAUGCAUGAUAUACAGGUCAAUUCACACCCAGUUCUUCGAAUCCCCUUGACCGCGCGCGGCUCGGGAUCAUGAUCACAAGGGUGCCUCUGCAAGCCGAUGUCUACGUUUUUCCUUUCAUGCAUAACAAGCAAGGGCGGGAAUCCAUGGUGCCGCUUGCAGGCAAUGGCUCGCGAUGGACUGUGUCGGAUGGCCAUGUACGUUCUUCACUCCAGAUAUCCUGAGAAGUUGAUGGAGGCUUCUCCCCAGGCAAAAGACAUGAAGGCUGCCAUUUCCAAACCA